GCCGGGAUAUUUACUCUUUUGCCCUUUAAAAAAAAAAAAAAAAAAAAAAAAAAAAAAAAAUCAAGCAGAAAUUCAAACAAGUUCGGCAAGUGCUCAAGCAACUUUGGUUGAAGUUUAUGGGAAAAUAUGGGCAGCCCCUGGAAAGGCUUUGUUGAGUUUACCUUGCCUGCGUCACCACCCACCGCAUUUGUUAGUGCUGACCUGAGCAGCACCUCCCCUGUGGGACUCAGCCUGUCGCCAUAUGGCCGAUCCUGUGUUGCUGCUCUGUCCCCUGUGUCAGAAAUGGAAAGGGGCUCCUCUGAACCCCCUGUUGUCCGCAGCGGUGGCUCGGCCCCCGAUACCUCCACCACUCCAAUGCCCAUACCCCGCUCCUCCUCUGUCUCUUGCCACCCUCACCCUGGAAGUAAAAAGUACAAGCGGACUCCUUUGUAUCAGAGAUCAAUGAGUUUUGACCCAGGCAUGCUUCAUAACAACGGACACACUGCAUAUGCCAACGGCUCGGGGCCUGGCAUCAGGGAAACCGGUGUGGUGGAGAAGCUGUUGACUUCCUAUGGAUUCAUCCAGUGCUCAGAGCGCCAGGCUCGUCUUUUCUUCCAUUGCUCCCAGUAUAACGGGAACCUGCAGGAGCUUAAAAUAGGAGAUGAUGUAGAGUUUGAGGUGUCCUCUGACAGGCGCACUGGCAAGCCCAUAGCAGUGAAGCUGCUUAAGAUAAAGCCAGAAGUGCUGCCAGAGGAGCGCAUCUCGGGCCAGGUGGGGCCAGACCUGCACGCCUAUCCCUUUACUGUGCUGCAUGGUUAUAUUCAUCCAGUUAAGAGCACCGUUUUAUUUUUGGUUGUCAUUUGUCUGUCGGCUUUACUGAGAAAAUCAGUUGUUUUUCUGUUUCCCCUCUCUACAAACAUAUGGGUGACUUUUUUUUUCCCCCCCUUACGUUUACUUAACUUGAAUUUCUCUCUCUUUGUCAUUUUGCUUUAGGGAUGUCCUGAUCCAUCUUACUUUAGUAUACCCAACUAAAUUCAAAUACUGAUGAAUUUAGCUUUUUUAAAGUUUGAUUUUUCUCUGUACUACAACUCUCAGUAAUACAUGCUGCCAUUUUAGACUUGUUUGUUUCUUUUUAGGUUUUCUGUUUAAACAGUUGGCAAAACUGUAUUACAGAUUGUCCAGAUUAUGCCCUUUGUUGUCACAGUUUACCCUUGUUCUUGAUUUUUUUUUUGAGUUAUCAGACUUUGUCAUGUGUGCUUAUAAAUGACUCUAGAU
This is a messenger RNA of Poecilia latipinna (sailfin molly), 1254 nucleotides long. RefSeq lists its product as uncharacterized. Gene Ontology annotation, molecular function: nucleic acid binding. The record is from RefSeq and is a predicted model, not a curated record. The transcript is spliced from 4 exons. Bases 127 to 972 code for a protein of 281 amino acids. NCBI's taxonomy places the organism in Eukaryota, Metazoa, Chordata, Actinopteri, Cyprinodontiformes, Poeciliidae.